AUGCAAAUCCCGAUCCAACUAUCGGCACCCGAAUCCCACUCACCACAACAACUGGAAGAAGGGUGGAACAACCCCCUUACGGAAGACCACUACUACCUGCACGACGAAGACGAGCAAGAUUGGAAUCAGCCAAUCACACUGCGGGAAAGCCCGCCUCACGACAAUCAACUCUACGUACCUGUCGGAUGGAAGGAAGAUGAAGACCCGUCUUUCCACAGACGUUACAAGGCGACGCUGGUGACCCCGCGACUCGCGUUACUACUCCGCAACAACAACAACAAAGACAACUACAACACCUGGUACCUGGACAGCUGCUGCGGACAACACAUGGUGGGGUCGACUCGCUACGUGUCAAACCUCAACCGAGCCCCCGCAACCUUCGUCACCGUUGCUAAUAGCCACCAACUGCGCGCCAACUCCCAAGGCAUUGUCGUUCUGCAAGCACGAGACAGCAACACUCACAUCUCGUUCAACGACGUGCUCUACGUCCCAGACCUACGCUUUAAUCUACUCUCGGCAGGACAACUUCGGGACUGCGGCGUCAUACUCACCACCGACCUGGCCACACGCGACCUCAUCCUCACGUACGCCCCUCCGGACACACCUCCCGAGUCGUUUAAAUACCUCGGUCGAGCCCGCUCAAUCAACGGGAUCUACGUUCUGGACUUCGACGUACCAAGCUGUGAAGCCUCGUCGGAUGAGCUCGUGGACCUGGUCCCCCUCGAAUUCGCCUUCAUGAACGAAGAAUCGUGGCAACAUCCUGACGGGCGACCGUGGAUUCGCCGCAGCCCACAUCCGCGCGAAAUCAAUCUGCACAACCCCGACAUCAACGGGCUCUGCACCACCUGCCAUACACCCGCUGCAAGCCGCACGGAACAAGUGGAAAGGGAAUUUGUGGCGAUCCAGGAGGCAGAAAGCGCCGAGGAAGAACCAACUGGCAUGACCGAAGAAGAACUCGCGGUAUCAACUUACCGCAUCUUCGGAGAAGAAAACAAGCAGUUCGGUCACCUGCCUGAUCCGCGGCCCACACCACGUUCCGAAACUCUCCGAUUCAUCCUCGAGGCCAACGCCACCACCAUAGACGAGGAAGGACGCCCGCGCCCGUACACCCGCGAAGUUUAUCGCCGCGAAAUUGACCCAGCCUGGAAAGACCCUGAUGAGGCAGAGGAGUUAAGCGUCAAAGAGGAACAAGAUAAGGUCAGGGCAGAGAAGAAACAAAAACUGUACGAAGAGCGCAUCGCAGCAGGCUGGAGCGAGGAGUCUGCACGACGAGGUGGAUGGGGAGACGAUGACUAUCAACCCGGGGAAGGCGCCACAUGGGCAUCAGCCAUCGGAGCAUGGGGAUCCAGCGGCAGUGGCAUGGCUACCACAGGAGGCUGGGGUACGGAAGAAACAGCCGAAGCAGAUCUCACCCAAGAAGAACUGGAGGAAGCAGAACAAGAGAUGCGCACCGAACGCGGAGAGGAACCACCCCGCGUCACCAUACCCCUCGGAAGACCACCACCAGCACGCUCACCCCCCCGGUCACCAUGGCGCUGGGACAGUACCUGGACGGAGCUUGAGGAGGGGAACGUACCUCCAACACCUGCCCGAGACUCCCUUGGUCCAAUCUCCCGUCCAGAUCCAUUCGCCCGCUUCAUCGAAGGAACAACAACUCCGCUCACCAUCAUCCCCGACCGCGAAUUUCUCGCCCUCUAUCUUUCGACCGCACCUGCAGAAGGGGAAACAACUGCAAAAGAAGCAGAAGGAGCGGAAGACGAAACAGAACCAGGAGAAGAGGAGGAACCACCGCUCCAGAUCCCACAAGAAACAGAGGAGGAAGCAGCAGAGCAUCGCGCACGCUACAUGCGCAGCAGCGGCAUUCGCGCCGAAGACGACCUCUGGCACCAGCGACUCGGGCAUCCCUCGCGCCAGACUCUCGCCAACUGCCUCCGCGCGAAGGUCUUCCCCCCAGGAGCACUUCUGCGCCCCGACGGCACCGAACCACACAACACCCCACACCCACUCACCUGCACCGUCUGCCCCACUGCAGCCCUCACUCACAGCGCAUAUCCUUCACUGGAGCCAAGCACCAACCGCUACAAGAAAUUACAGAAGGUGUACAGCGACUUCAUUGUACUCACCUGCGACGGACUCAACGGCGAAAAAUACACGCUGACCUUCAUCGACGCCUACUCACGCUACGUCUGGAUUGCCAACGUCGACGCACGGUCCAAGGCUCCAGAAGUCUUCCGGAUCUGGCUCGCACACGCACAGCGACAGUCAGGGAGGAAGCUGAAAAUCUGGCAGAGUGAUGGCGCCAAGGAGUUCCGCAGCCACGAGCUGGAAAGCGUCCUCACCGAAAAGGGGAUCAAGCAUGAGAUCUCUCUCCCCUACGCUCAUCAGCAGCAAGGAGUCGCCGAGAGGGUUAAUCGCACCCUCAUGACGAAAGUGCGCGCCCUCAUGAAUCAGUCCGGCCUCCCCAAGAAGUUUUGGCCUUACGCCAUGAACCACGCGGUGCGCCUUUACAACCUCCUCUCCACCACGGCCAACAGAGACAACCUUUCCCCGCACAUGAAGUGGACCGGCUCAAGGGGAGAUCCCUCCAUGUUGAGGGUUUGGGGGUGCAUGGUGCAGUAUCGGCCAACUUCAGCAAACAUUGGCAAGUUUGCUCAGCGCGCACGCUGGGGAGUUCAUCUGGGGCUCAGCAACGAGCACAAGGGGUGGCUCAUUCUCGACGUCGACAGCAAGGAGAUUGUUCCCGCGCGUGACAUCCUCUUCUACGAAAGACUCACCUUGAAGCAGUGGGUCGAGGACGAGCAACGUAACCAAGCUCGCGGCUAUGUCAACAGCGGCCGCAGCUUUGCAUCUCCCGAGGAUGAAGCAGCAGCAGCAGCCUUCGAUCGCGACGACACCGACGAUCAUCCUGGCAUUCCGCCUCGCCCUCGCUCGGACGAUGACGACGACGACGACAGCGAUGACGCACCUACCCCUGGACCAACCCGCCGCGAAACCGCCCCCAGCACUUCCUCACCUGGACACGACAGCGACGAUGAUGACGUGGUGGAGGUCCCCAUCACUGACACUGCGGAAACCGCGAACGCCUCCGGCCUGCAACUUCUCGGGCUCCACACCUCCGUCUCCGCCAUAGCUCGCGCUGUUGAACCAAAGAACCCGCGCCAAGCCCUCACCGGCCCGCACGCCAAAGAAUGGCGUGCAGCUAUGGACGCCGAACUGAAAGCGCUGGAGUCCCGUGACACCUGGGUUCUCGUCGAUCGUGCAGCAGUGAAGGGGAGGAGGGUGCUCAGCGGGAAGUGGGUUUUUCGGCUCAAGACUAACGCUGACGGAACCAUUGAGCGCUUCAAGGCACGAUGGGUGGUCCGAGGCUACGACCAACGCCACGGCAUCGACUUCGACCAAACUUUCGCUCCUGUCAGCCGUCACACCUCCGUCAGAAUCCUACUCGCCAUAGCGGCUGCUAAGCAUCUACCACUGCGACAGAUCGACGUGAAGAACGCAUUCCUAUAUGCGUUGGUGGAUGCAACCAUUUUCGUGGAGCAACCACACACCUACGGAGAAGGAGAUCCCAGGGUCUGCCAGUUGAAGAAAUCCCUCUAUGGGAUUAAGCAGGCGCCUCGUCUCUGGCAGCAGCACCUGCACAAAAUUCUACUGGAAAUCGGCUUCAGGCAGCUGCCGCACGACCCGGGAAUGUACCGCCUCCACUUCAACGGCGAUUACAUCCUCCUCACCGUCUACGUCGACGACCUGCUCUACACUGGCACCUGCAACACGCUUCUUACCCAGUUCGAAGAAAACUUGGCGAAGCGCGUGGACAUUACCACCAACCACAACGUCACCCAGUUUCUGGGCCUGAACAUCACCUACGCGCCAGAAGCAAUUCAUCUGUCAGCUUCAAAAUACGCAGAGCAGCUGGGAGAACGGUUCAACAUCUCACGCGCACCACUCUCAACUCCAUACCGCAGCCCCAGCACCAACUACAAACCAGACAACAAACCUUUGUCCCCCGCGGGGCUCCAACUGUACCAGCAGCAGCUGGGCUGCCUGCUGUUCGCAUCUGUCACAUGCCGACCCGACCUUUCGUACAUCGCCAGCCAACUGGCACAGUACUCCCGCAAACCAGUAGCCGAGAACCAGUUGGACCUGGAGCGCGCCCUGCAGUACUUCAUCUCCACGCCUGACAUUGGACUCUCCUACUCCACGCUGUCAACAACAUCCUUCAACCUCAACGGCUACGUGGACGCUGACCAUGCCGCUGACCCAGCAAAUCGACGGUCCCGAACCGGCUUCGUUUUUCGCCUGGAGCCAACUGGCCCCAUCUCCUGGAACUCGCAGAAGCAGGAACUGGUUGCCCUGUCAUCGGCCGAAGCUGAAUACAUCGCCGCGACAGCAGCAGUUCGCGAAGGUCUGUACCUGCAGGAGCUGUUACAGGAGGCAAAAAUUCCAACCUCGCCUACCUUUCGCCUGCACUGCGACAACCAGAGCGCGAUCAAGAUCGCGAACAAGCCCGGGUUCGUGAACCGCACGAAGCACAUCGCACUGCGGUACUUCUUCGUCAAGGACGAAAUCGACCAGGGUAAAGUUGACCUCGCUUACUGCCCAACCACUGAAAUGGCAGCCGACUUCCUCACCAAGCGUCUGCCACGUCAGCAGUUCAAGCACUGCUCCGACCUCACCGGAGUGGUCAAGCGAGUCAGCACCCCUCGCGUCCAGGAAUGA
Messenger RNA from Closterium sp. Yama58-4, 4716 nucleotides. The record is from the annotation of a GenBank genome assembly. Lineage: Eukaryota; Viridiplantae; Streptophyta; Zygnematophyceae; Desmidiales; Closteriaceae.